Molecule: messenger RNA, 1734 nt
Organism: Neltuma alba
Lineage: Eukaryota; Viridiplantae; Streptophyta; Magnoliopsida; Fabales; Fabaceae
Product: L-type lectin-domain containing receptor kinase S.4-like
Exons: 1
Coding region: 216-1295 (359 amino acids)
Molecular function (GO): carbohydrate binding
Source: RefSeq, a predicted model, not a curated record
UUUAAUUUUCACAACCCCCCAUUCCAGCACCAACUUGCUCCAACAAUUUUGAUUAUUCUUAAAUCUUCACUUUCCCAUCAGUUUCUUUCUUUCACUCAACUCAACACAAACCCUAGACAGCAAUUUACCUUACACCCAAAUGGGAUCGACCCACGAGCUUUAGAAUCCAAAGCAACUCCACAUAUAGCCACUUUCAGCUCAUACCCAACUCAAUUAUGGCCGCUUUUUCCACUCCCCAUUCCUUCACGGCCUUCACCUUCCUCGUCUUAUUCUUCAAAAUCGUAACUUCCGACCCAAUUUCAUCGUUCUCUUUCCCUGAUUUUGACAAGGAUCUGAAAUUUGAGUCCAAUGUUGCCCUUUUGGGCGGUUCAAAGGUCGUCAAUGGUGGUUCUGCGGUUCAACUCUCUGGGUCUGAGAGCCGAGGAGGAGUCAUGUACAAAAAACCCAUCAAGCUUAUUGGAGGUAAACCAAAGCAAUUGAUCUCUUUUUCCACUGAUUUUGCAUUUUCGAUCUUGUCGGUGGAUGGGGAUGGUUUGGCUUUUGUUAUGGUUCCGAGUGGUCUUCAAGAUGAUUUCUUUAAGAAAAGUCCAUCUGGGAUUUCUUCUUCUCAAUUGAGCAAAAGAAAAUCUAUGGUUGUCGAUGUUAAAUUCACCGCUGAGUUUGGCAGCAGAAAUGGUGGGUCUGCUCAUUGUAAUGUGGCCAUUAAUGUGGGUGAUUCAGCACCAGCAAAAACACGCAAUACCUCCUCUUUGAAGAUGGCUCUAAGAAAGGGACAAAAACUUCACACUUGGAUUGAUUAUGAAGCAAGUUCACAACGCUUAGAAGUGAGAUUAAGUCAGUAUGGUCACUCCAGGCCUGCGGAUCCCUUGAUUUGGUAUUCAAUUGACUUUACAAAGAUAUGGAAAAAGAGUGAAAUGUUUGUGGGGUUUAAUUCUGUGAAGGGAAAUAGAAGUUUUCAAUCCCAACCUUGUUCUCUACAUUCAUGGAGCUUCAAUCAAAGGCCUUUUCCAAAUUGGAUGCACUCAGAGCCUGUGGAUCUGAAGGCUCUUUCUAAGAAUUCUGAAACUGCAAAAGUGAAACCAAGGAGCGAUUGUGUUCUGAGAGUUCUUGCUGCUAUGAUAUUUGGUGGUGGAUGUGGAGCAUUGACUGCAUUUGUUGUGCUGUAUUUGUGGACCAUCUUCGGCAACCGGCGUCCAGUGGUGCCGGAGGAGUUUGUCGGGGAGCAGCCUGUAGAUUUUGAGUACAAGAAGGUGAGCGUAGUUGUAGAUAAGGCCAUCAAAGAUGGCAAGGAGUAGAUCUGGAUUGGGAAGCAUUUGUGCUGUACAUUAUUGUUUCUUGCUUAUUUUAAGGUUCUGGUCUUGUAUUGUAGUAUGGUAAAACAACUAUCCAAUUAUAUUCCUCCUAUUGUUGUCUAUUUGCAUAUUGAGAUCCAACCUGGCAUUAACGAUUGCAUAUAGUUAGCUAAUGUUAAAUGGUUCGCACCUUAUAUGCUGCAUUUUGUAGAUAGAUUUUUGCCCAAUACUAAUGUGGUUUGAAAUAUAACAUUGGAACCUUGUAUGAGUCAAAGGGCAAGAAGAGUGAAAAGAUGAAACCAUAUUCUUGAGUCUUGACGUUGUAUGUUGUCAUUCCUUUAUUGUAUAAGAAGAGUGAAAAGAUGAAACCAUAUUGUUGACGUUGUAUGUUGUCAUUCCUUUAUUGUAUAAGAAGAGUGAAAAGAUGAAAGCAUAUUCUUGA